GGAAUUUAACACCGAAGACGUCAACAAAAUAUUAGGCACUUUUAUUAUUCUUAUUCAUGCAAUUUGAGGAAGUUGGUUCAGGUGAUAUACUUACUGGGGUAAAGCUCUUUGAGUACCUUUUUAAAAAAAAUGAAUCUAACCUCGAAGACGAGCGGACUAAGAUACAAGAAUAUACUAGGCUCAAAGAAACACUUAGUUCAAUCACUAACCAAAGCCGUAGACAAGUAUUAGCACCUGUUGCGGAAGGUUUAGCUUACUUUGAUGCUGAACUCAUUAGCACCAACAAUAUACUUGUGUUACUUGGCGAAAAUUGGUUUUCCGAGAGGAGUGCGGUACAAGCCGCAGCCAUAGCAGAGCGCCGCCUUGACUUUUUGAGGCGUGAGGUAAAGGUAUUGGAGGAGGAGAAGAGGGUUCUUCAACAGCGGCAAGAAAUGUUUACCUCUGAGAUUCCCGAGGCCAACAUAGCUAUGGCGAAACUGAUGAAGAAAACAGAAGAAGGCCUUUCAGAGGCAUUAAUGACGUCUCAUGGGUUCCGUGGUGACGCCGAGACACCUAAAAAUUCAGUUAAUAUCACAGCGAAAAAGGAAUCUGCUGUUCAAGAGCUUGAUCGGGCUGUUGCUGACAAUCCAGAACUUGCUGUAUUUGAUGAGCAGGACGAACUUACAGAGGAGGAGCUGUCGGAGCUUGAAAAAGAAUUGGGUGGCAUGCUCGAUAAUGAUGAGAUUGUUGAGCGAAUACUGACUGCUCGUAUGAUUGCCAAAAAAGAAAAACGCAUUAAAGCUGAGAUGAGUCGAACCGAAUCAUCUACAAUGGUUCCAUAUUUUCGAACCGAUAAUGCAUUAAUGUGUGAGCAAAACACAAAACAAUCAUCUCAGCAUAGUCAAAGUGAGCAUUGUACAUCACCAGAGCUGAAGGCCUCACCUUUGAGUUGUGCCUUCUCUUCCCCCGCCGAUAUAGGCUUUAGGGAAUGGAGUGCAGGGCCAGAAGUAAAUUUGACAGGUAUAGCAUCUUCAUCGCCAAUAGAGAAGGCUUCAACACUGACCCCAAUCUCGAUAAUGAGUAAAGGAGAUUCUUUAUCUAAAACUAACAGACGAGUUACAUUUGCUAGUGAAUACACAAAUCCUAGUAAUAAUUCUUCUAGUUCGUUGAAAUUGUCAACCUCAACUUCCAUGCGGGGUGAUAAUUUUAAAGACGAUGAAGUUAUGACUAAGCAGUUUCAUUCAAAAGAAGGCUCUAUUCAUGAUGCUCCUGUUCCAGAAAGAAGAUCUCUUGCAAUAGGUGACAUUGUAGAGUGCGAUGUGAAUCCAGAAUCCAAUUCAGUGCCUGUUUUGGGCUCUAUGUGUAGGACCACAAGUUCAAAAACGCGCAGUUCCUUAUUUAAGCGUCACUUGGAGGGCAAAUUUGAUGAUGGAGUCUAAACGCCAUAGAAGGAAUAGUAACAGUUUUGUUAGAAACCUUUUCGUCUUCUGAACUUCAAUAUAUCCUUUUAGGUGUUUUAAUCAUAUAAUUCUAUAUCAGUUUAAUUACUUUCUUAUUUUUUUCAAACUCUUAGCAAUAAUGAACUCAUGUUGAGGGGAGUUAUUUACAAGAUGGUGUAGACUGUGGAAUAUAGAGUCAGAUUAU
Phytomonas sp. Hart1 is the source of this 1623-nucleotide messenger RNA. The record is from the annotation of a GenBank genome assembly. NCBI's taxonomy places the organism in Eukaryota, Euglenozoa, Kinetoplastea, Trypanosomatida, Trypanosomatidae.